AUGACUCGAUACGCAGGCGUCGAAGUUGGCGGCACGACGUGGGUAGCGGCCAUUGCUGAAGAUCAUCCGGAGAACAUCCUGGAGAAGUUCGAGGUCGACACGACGACACCUGAUGCGACUAUGGGCGCCAUCAUCGAUUGGCUCAAGGAGCGCACGUUCGACGCGAUUGGGAUUGCGUCGUUCGGACCUGUGGACCUGAACAAAAAGUCCCCGACGUACGGCUACAUUACGAGUACGCCCAAGCCCAAUUGGGGGAACACGGAAGUUGUCGGCGCGUUCGAGCGCGCGUUCCCUGGUGUCCCUAUUGGCUUUGACACGGACGUGAACGCUCCCGCACUUUACGAAGUCGCGUACGGCGGCCACGGAGACAUUAGCAGCGCCGUGUACAUCACAGUGGGCACUGGCGUCGGUGUCGGCGUGUGCACGAAUGGCAACGCCAUCCACGGCUUCAUGCACCCUGAAGGGGGUCACAUCAUUGUACCUCCUGCUCCACAAGACAUUGAGACGGACUUCAAAGGCGUGUGUCCCUUCCACGGCAACUGUGUCGAAGGCAUGGUGGCCUCGGGCUCCAUUGCAGCGCGCACGGGCGUCGACCGGCGCGAUCUGGCCUCGAUCACGGACGACGAUCCCGUAUGGGACACAAUCGCUCAUUACUUGGCCAAUUUGUGUCUCAAUGUGACGUUCCUUACGUCUCCGGACGUGAUUGUUAUUGGUGGGGGCAUUGCUCGUCGAGAGAAGUUGUUCCACUUGAUCCGGGAAAAGUUCGUCGCGCGGGUCAACCAGUACGGCCAACAGCCGCCCGUGGACAAGUACAUUCGAGCAUCGUUCCACUCGGCUAUUGGCCUUGUGAGUUCCUUGCAUUUGGCUCGACUGGAACUCGAGCAGCACAAGUGA
This is a messenger RNA of Peronospora matthiolae, 894 nucleotides long. The record is from the annotation of a GenBank genome assembly. NCBI's taxonomy places the organism in Eukaryota, Oomycota, Peronosporomycetes, Peronosporales, Peronosporaceae.